UGGAAAGGAACUGUCAACCUAUUGUUCGUGCUGAAGGUGAAGAUUUGGGAGUAACCUGUGAAACUGUGCUCGAACUACUGGUUUUCUGAUUGCAUUAUCCACACAAGUAUAAUACACUUAAAAGCUAAACUGACGAGAUGUCUGUCAAAACAGUUGCCAGCUAUACAUGUGCCAUUUUUUCAGUGAUUGUAUUAGUGCUGUGUUUGUGUACAAAUUACUGGAUUGAAUACCAGAUUAUAGACUAUGAUACACAGAUUGGAAAGGAAAAUCGCCGUUACCAGAGUAGAGCUGGGCUAUGGGAGUUUUGUACCAGGGUGAAAGAAAUAUCCCAUUCAGACUAUGGAGCAUUAAAAUGCGAACCAGUUGGCGACAAAGAGGAAACUGGGCUCAGUGAUAGUAAAAGAAGUGCGAUUCUUGCCAUGUACAUUCUGGCUAUGCUGUGUACACUGGUGGCUUUCAUCUUUGUUACGGUCUAUUGCAUCACAGACAAAUACUUCUUCCCAGUAACAAGAUCUGCCAUACUUUUCUUUGUUUCAGCUGUUUUCGUGAUCAUUGGCUUAGCUAUUUACACAGACAACUACAUUGACAAAAAAGUUCAGUUCUCAUGGUCUUAUGGUGCUGGUUGGUCAGCGGCAGCAAUGUACAUUAUCAGCAUGAUCUUGGUGCUUGCAGAUAAGUGAGAAAUUGCAUAAGACUAUCUGUCAGAGGUUCACAAUGGAGACAAGAUAUCAAGGUUUCUUACAAAUUCAUUGUUUGUUUGUGAAAAGGAAAAAACAAAGAAAGUUGGCUAUGGUAGUUAGUGUAGAUUUAUUUAUAACAUAGAAGAAAUAUCUGCCUGAUUUAUCAGAGGAGAACAGGAUAAUUAAUCAUGGAUGAAUGCCACAUUUAGGACGCUUGUUACAUAUUGUCCGAAAAUAUGAAACUUUUGAUUAAUCAAAAUGAUGCUUUGCAUUUCAAAUGAGACUCGCAUUGGUUUGCACAAUAAUCAUGAAAAAUUUUGGUUCAAAACUUUUGGUACCUCAGUACAAGCUUGAUGCAUGUACAUCCCACUUUUUGCCUGAAAGUUAUGCUUGUCUUGUUUGGUCAAAACAUUCAGAUAAAUUGAUAAGUCAAUAUUUUGAUGAAGUUUGAGCCUGGCAAUUAUUCUUAGUAAAUUCUUAAUUUCCUCAGUUUUCAAGUUUUGUUAUUCUUAAGAUGUUCACUCCUAUGAAAGUGUUAUUCCUAAGUUUGAAGAUGUUGUAUAAGAAGGUUUAUUGAUAUUACUGUUAUUAAGUUUAAGUAAGAUAGUAUAUAGCGAACUUAGAUUUUUGGACAUUUCAUUUCGGCAAAUUUUGUUUGAUUUUGGAAAUUGCAUUUAAGCAUUUGCCUUUUUACAAGUUAAUAUAAGAUAGAUAUAAAAAUGAUUACUUCUAGAAAGUGAAGUGAAAUUUAUUGUGCUGUAAUAGUUAUCUAAAGCAUCCAUAAACCUCUAGAUUCAUAGCCUCCAUGCAGACCUAGUGCUCCAUUGCAACAUACUUCUGCCCUGGCACUUUUUUGCAAAAGAAAUAAAGUCUGUAUGCAGGCUACUAGAUUCAUGGCUCUAAUUCAUUUCUCAAUGAUGUCUACUUUUAGUACUUUGUGCUAGUACUUUAGAUUCCUAUAUUUAUUUUUGCAUUUUGUCAGUAACCAACUUAUCUAGCACUGAUUUUUCAUUACUUGCUAUUUAUUUAGAUAAGCCACUUUUAUCCAAAUUUUAUCUUUUUUGUGUUGUGUGUAUAUUAAUAUGAUGUACGAUAGUCACUUUUCAAUUUUUUUUCCUAUUUUGCAUGCAGUAGAAGGCUCACUCUCUUUUAUGAAAAAGAUAGUUUUCAAACAAA
Rhopilema esculentum is the source of this 1856-nucleotide messenger RNA. Its product is annotated as lens fiber membrane intrinsic protein. Gene Ontology annotation, cellular component: plasma membrane. Lineage: Eukaryota; Metazoa; Cnidaria; Scyphozoa; Rhizostomeae; Rhizostomatidae. The record is from RefSeq and is a predicted model, not a curated record.